Cottoperca gobio is the source of this 3185-nucleotide messenger RNA. Its product is annotated as hormonally up-regulated neu tumor-associated kinase homolog. Lineage: Eukaryota; Metazoa; Chordata; Actinopteri; Perciformes; Bovichtidae. Gene Ontology annotation, cellular component: cytoplasm. The transcript has 12 exons. Gene Ontology annotation, molecular function: ATP binding; protein serine/threonine kinase activity. Gene Ontology annotation, biological process: intracellular signal transduction; protein phosphorylation. The coding region runs from base 1 to 2229 and encodes 742 amino acids. The record is from RefSeq and is a predicted model, not a curated record.
AUGGAGGCAAAGGCCUCCGGGUCACAGCAUGGAGACCUCAACGACUCCACACCUGGAAUAACACCACCCAGAAUAUCCGCUCCGCCUGUGGCCAUUAAGGUGAUCGACAAGAAGAAAGCGCGGCAGGACUCUUACGUGCUGAAGAACAUGAAGAGAGAACCUCGAAUUCAUCAGAUGGUCCGACAUCCUCACAUCGUCGUCCUGCUGGAGACUCUGGAGACGGAGAACAGCUACUACAUGGCCAUGGAGCUGUGUGCUGGAGGAGACCUGAUGGACAGGAUCUGUGAGAGGAAGCGGCUGGAGGAGAGGGAGGUGCGGCGUUACACUCGCCAGAUCCUCUCUGCUGUGGAGCACCUGCACAAACACGGCGUCGUACACAGAGAUUUAAAGAUUGAAAACUUCCUACUGGACGAACAUAACAACAUAAAGAUCGUGGACUUUGGCCUGAGUAACACUCUGAAGGCUGAAUCCUUGUCUCUGGAGCUCCUCAACACCCAGUGUGGAAGUCCUGCCUACGCGGCCCCUGAGCUGCUGGCUCACAGGAAGUAUGGACCCAAAGUGGACGUCUGGUCCAUAGGUGUGAGUAUGUUUGCAAUGCUGACAGGGACUCUGCCCUUCACUGUUGAGCCUUUCAACAUCAAGCAGCUGCACCAGAAGAUGGUCAACGGAGAGAUCAGCAGCAUCCCCGGUGAUGUCAGCAAAGGUGCAGUUGCGUUUGUGUUGUCUCUGCUGGAGCCAGACCCAGCUAAGAGACCCAGUGUCAGAGCUGCGAUGGAGGAGAGAUGGAUCAACGAAGGAUAUGCCAAGAAACCACUCCACACACUCUCUCAUAAAAACAGGUUGUGUCCUGAGGAUCUCAACUCGUCUGUGCUGGCAUACAUGACAGAGACGCUUGGCUACUCCCUCUCUGAUAUCAUACACACACUCACCAUCAACCGACCCUCCACCAUCAUGGCCUCUUAUCACCUGCUGCUCAACAAACUCAGCAGGAGCCAGAAGGGAGCCAAGGCCAGCAAGAAACUAGAGAGCAAUGACUGGAGUCUCCCAAGCAAGAAUACAUGGAGAGAGAGGCCAAACACUGAAUCAAAGACUCAGAAUGAACCGACCAAUGAAAAAGGCUCGAAGCAGUCCAGCAGGCCGCUGAGAGCCCAACAGACAACUGAAUGUCAGAGCAACAGGAAGAGGCCUGAGGAUCUGCACAGAAAGGACCGUCGAGAGGACCGUCGAGAGGACCGUCGAGAGGACCGUCGAGAGGACCGUCGAGAGGACCGUCGAGAGGACGCGGAGAACCGUCCACCUUCCCCAUCUCUACCCCAACUUCCUCACUCUGCCUCCCCCUCAAUACCCCCUCGCCUUCCCUCCCCCGCCCCUCUGUCUACAGAGGAUGGGGCCACUGAUGAGGAGAUCGCCAUCACCUUGGACACCAGAGAGACUCUGUUUCCUGAAGUGUCUGUGUUCGGAGACAGGGAGCUCGUCCAUCUUUCUCCUCCUAAAAGCUCUGCAUCUCAACUCUGUGAAUCUGCCCCUUGCCAAGUCCCCUUACCGGCUGAGCCAAUCGGCGACGGAAGCACGUCCAGGCCGAUCCGACACACACACCUGCUCAGGACGACUCAAUCUGACGGGGCCGCAGACCCCGGGUCAGACUGCUUCCACGACAAUCGCCACCAGGACGACCAUUCUCAUCACCUGAGCAUCAACGAGCGUCUGGAAAAGCUGCAGACAUUUUAUUCCUCAGAGAAGAACGGCAUCUCGCCCAGGAUGCUCCUGGAGGCCGACGCACACACCACGCAGACGGACAGAGACCACCUGGGAACCAUGGAGACGACACAGACAUCUCCCUCUGCCCCACUGCCCCGCCUGCGCAACGUGGGGCUAAAAGACGGAAGAGGCAGGAAGAUGACAUGGGUAGGGUUGACCCGACCCGGGCCCCCAGGACUCCUGGUGAAUGGGUCUAAACCUCCCGCCUUCCCCUCACAGAGACAACAUACUUUGGUCAUUAAGAGCCUCAGGCAGGAGAGGGGCAAGAGAAAAGAUCUGUCGGCAGCAGCAGGAGGAGGAGGAGGCGAGUGUGGGACGGCAGGAGGAGGGCUGAAUGGAGCAAAGAGGAACUCAGUUCAGUUACGUUCAUCUCUCCAGCGUCGGGUGGCGGACCUGAAUCUGCCACUGCUUCCUGCUGCCCUGCAGGGGAAGACAGAUAGGAAGAACCAGCUACACAGCAUGGACUACUAAUACAUAUAUGUGAGGACUCGAUAGAGAGGCAGUGAUAGUGGCCAGAAAAAGGUGCAUCGAGAAGAGAAGAUAGUCCUGAGGUUAGUGAAAAAUUUAGAAAACAGAUUAGCGGAAAAUAUAGAGCAGCAGUUGAGAACUCUGCAUAGACAUUUUGAGAAACAGGUGUAAACGGCAGCUACAGAAAGAUGUUAAAGUUGAGUUAUCCACUGUUCCCUUCAUGCAACAGGACUCAUUUUCCAAACAAACCACACACAGUAUGCAUGCUUUAUAUGCUGCAGUGCCAAAAAUGUAAACUCUCAGCUCAUUGAUUUUAAUGUAGCCUUUAGUAGCAAGGCUUUGUUCUAGCUACUGUUAACCAUGUUAUGUUGAUCUCCACCCAUUCACUGUUCCAAAAUACAUUUUUGUACUAACAUUGAAAGUCAAAGUAAAACAAGUGUCAAUUCUAACUUACCUGUGUUGUUAUGUGUCUUCAUGAUAAGACAUGUUUACUUGUUUCAUCCUAUCAUGCUCAGCUGUGUACUUUAGCCAAAUAUAGAUUUUCUGCAUACAGAAAAGUGAGCCUAAGCCAUAGCUGGCUGCUAGCUAUGACAGCUUCAUAUCACUCUUCUUCUUCUACUACUCUUCUUCUUCUACGCUCACGCUCGUAAACUGCCACUCGACCAGAACCUAGCAAGUAAUAAGUGAACCCACAACAUCCCCACAAACGUCUUUUCAAGCAAAUAUCAUUAUUCUGAGAAAUAUAUGGAUUAGGUUGGUAUAAAUAUAUUAUGUAGUUAGUUACAAAUCUCAUCAUCAUCUUAUUUCUUUAUUAUGUUAAGUCAUAGAUAAUAACAUUGGAUAUUUUAAUGAUAUAUUGAUAGUCGAACUGGAAAUGCCCCCAGUUUAAAUUGAAGAUUUCAUCACCUUAGACCAGGGGUGUCAAACAUACGGCCCGCGGGCCAAAACCGGCCCGCCAA